AUGAAGUUCUCUUUCACCGUUGCUGCCUCUGCCCUGGCCUCGAGCGCCACUGCUUCCAUUGUCUCCAUUCAGGUUCCGCAGACGAUUGCCGUGGGCAAGACAAUUCCGGUGAAGCUCGUCAACAACAUUGACCAGUCGACUACCUACCAGACCAGCAUCACUUUUGGUCUUGGAACAAGGCCUCAGGACCCCAAGAUCGUGAUUGGCUCACCGAUAUCGUCCAUUUAUCUGCAGGACGGGACUAUGCCUGCUGCGCCUUUUACAAGAAACAUGACGGUGUCGGACUGGGCGUGGGGUAGGGAGGGAAAAUUUGGUAUUCGUGCUGCCAUCUUUGGCGCUUAUGGUGUCACUGGAGGCAUUGGUACCGCGGUAUAUGGUGCCGAGGUUACGGUCGGCGAUGAGGUCAGCGACGAUUAUGUUGAGCUCCAGUAUGUAGAGUGA
This is a messenger RNA of Beauveria bassiana ARSEF 2860, 441 nucleotides long. RefSeq lists its product as uncharacterized. Lineage: Eukaryota; Fungi; Ascomycota; Sordariomycetes; Hypocreales; Cordycipitaceae. The record is from RefSeq and is a predicted model, not a curated record. The coding region runs from base 1 to 441 and encodes 146 amino acids. The transcript is spliced from 2 exons.